CGGAGCCAGAGCCCACACUCCACCGCUUCUCCCGCGGUCGUCCCGACGCCCCGCGUUCCUGCCGAGCAGAGCCUGCUCAGCGUCGGCCUCCCCGAAAUAACCUGAUCCGGUCCCCGCGUCUUCUACCCCGUGUUGCGCGUUCGGUACUGAGGCCCUGCAGCGCUACCGCUCGCUGCAUUGCGUCUUUGUCUUCGCUGCUCUUCGCCGCGCUCCUGUGCCUUCUGUGGGCGCGCUCGGCUUCUCUGUGCGGCCAUGGCAGCCUUGGGCUUUGGGCUUCCGCUGGCAUCCAAAACUUGUUACCGCUGUACCCUAGGCGGCGAGGUUUGAAUCUGUGAAUCCAUUCGGCUAAUGAUGUUUUUGUCUUUAUGGACCAUGAAUCUGUUCUUGCUUCCUUUGGGAUCGAACUCGGGACCUUGUGCUUGCGAGGCAGGCGACGGCACCACUGAGCUAAAUCCCAGGCCCAGAAAAAUAUUUUUUAAUGAUACUUGUGAACAGGGGCUUCAGAAAGUUUUUAUUGACUUCAUGGUUGAUUCUUCAUCACACUGAAACCAUUAGGAAAAAUCCUUGUGGUUAACAGCAGAGGCUUCAGAGUGUAACGUGUACUCGGGCCUAGAAAUUAUUUUAAAUGGCGACUGAUACAUCUCAAGGUGAACUCGUCCAUCCUAAGGCACUCCCACUUAUAGUAGGAGCUCAGCUGAUCCACGCGGACAAGUUAGGUGAGAAGGUAGAAGAUAGCACCAUGCCAAUUCGUCGAGCUGUGAAUUCUACCCGGGAAACUCCGCCCAAAAGCAAACUUGCUGAAGGGGAGGAAGAAAAGCCAGUUCUGCUCACCUUUUUAGAACCAGAUGUAAGUUCAGAGGAAUCUAUCUCCACUGUAGAAGAACAAGAAAAUGAAACCCCACCUGCUACAUCUAGUGAGGCAGAACAGCCGAAGGGAGAACCUGAGACUGAAGAGAAGGAAGAAAAACCUUCUGAGGAAACCAAAAAGGAGGAGAAAGAUCAUUCUAAGGAAAAGGAGAAGAAAGUGAAAAAAACCAUACCUUCCUGGGCUACUCUUUCUGCCAGCCAGCUAGCCAGGGCCCAGAAACAAACACCAAUGGCUUCCUCACCACGUCCCAAGAUGGAUGCAAUCCUAACUGAGGCCAUUAAGGCAUGCUUCCAGAAGAGUGGUGCAUCAGUGGUUGCUAUUCGAAAAUACAUCAUCCAUAAGUAUCCUUCUUUGGAGUUGGAGAGAAGGGGUUAUCUCCUUAAACAAGCACUGAAAAGAGAAUUAAAUAGAGGAGUCAUCAAACAGGUAAAAGGAAAAGGUGCAUCUGGAAGUUUUGUUGUGGUCCAGAAAUCAAGAAAAACAUCUCAGAAAUCCAGAAACAGAAAGAAGAGGAGCUCUGCAGUGGAUCCAGAACCACAAGUAAAAUUGGAGGAUAUCCUCCCACUGGCCUUUACUCGUCUUUGUGAACCUAAAGAAGCUUCCUACAGUCUUAUCAGGAAAUAUGUAUCUCAGUAUUACCCUAAGCUUAGAGUGGACAUCAGGCCUCAGCUGCUGAAGAAUGCUCUGCAGAGAGCAGUAGAGAGAGGCCAGUUAGAACAAAUAACUGGCAAAGGUGCUUCGGGGACAUUCCAGCUGAAGAAGUCAGGGGAAAAACCCCUGCUUGGUGGAAGCCCAAUGGAAUAUGCAAUCUUGUCUGCCAUUGCUGCCAUGAAUGAGCCGAAGACCUGCUCCACCACUGCUCUGAAGAAGUAUGUCCUGGAGAACCACCCAGGGACCAAUUCUAAUUAUCAAAUGCAUUUGCUGAAGAAAACUCUGCAGAAAUGUGAAAAGAAUGGGUGGAUGGAGCAGAUCUCUGGUAAAGGAUUCAGUGGCACCUUCCAACUCUGUUUUCCCUAUUACCCAAGCCCAGGAGUUCUAUUUCCAAAGAAAGAGCCAGAUGAUUCUAAAGAUGAGGAUGAAGAUGAAGAUGAAGAUGAGUCAUCAGAAGAAGACUUUGAGGAUGAAGAGCCACCACCUAAGCGAAGAUUGCAAAAGAAAACUCCAGCCAAGUCCCAAAGGAAAGUGGCACCCAUGAAGCAGAGAGGGUCUAGGCCUGCACCUAAAGUCCCAGCUGCUCAGCGGGGGAAAGCUAGGCCCCUGCCCAAGAAACCCCCUCCUAAGGCCAAAACUCCCACCAAGAAAGCCAGACCCUCACCUUCAGUUGUCAAGAAACCUAGUGGUAGUUCUUCAAAGAAGCCUGCAGCCAGUGUGAGAAAGGAAGUGAAAUUACCUGGCAAGGGUAAAUCCACCAUGAAGAAGUCUUUCAAAACAAAAAAGUAAAUUUUAUAGCAAGAAAGGGUAUCAUCAUAAAAUUCAAAAUCUUAUUUUAUAAGGUCAGUGUGCAUUUGUUUUUAGUUUUGAUGCUUACAAGAAUCUUUUUUUCUCCCAUAUGAACAUUGUGGGGAGGGAAUAUAAUAAACCAAUUUAGGCAUUUGUUAGCUUUAGGUGCUGUUUUUGGUGCCUACCCCUUCCCCAAUCAUUUUAAUUUCUGCAAUAAUCUGGGGGUCUCCUAAACUAUAUAAUCUGUACUUGUCUUUUUUGCCCCUCCUACCUAACCUCUUUUUUUCUUUUUUUUUUUAAUGGUAAGCUUUAGUGUCUGUCAUCCCGUCCAUUACCCACCCCGGUCCUUUCUGUCUUUUUCCCUCUCUCCCUCUCCUGGUUUUACCUAAACAGUUGUAAAGAUUUUUAUAUUUUUAGAAUGCAUCAAGAACAGGAUGCUGGUCAGGUGCUGGAAGUAAAAAGGAAGCAGUGUAGCACUGACUGAAUGGUAAAACCUCCUGCCUGGUGACUUCAGUGAUAGCUGUAAUAAUCUUAUUUAUAAAAGUUACUCCACUAAUCCUCUCUCUCCAACUAUGAACAGAGACAACUUUGGAAAUAAGCCUAAAACAGUGUAAUCACAUUUGUUUCUGAAGAUGCACGAUUCCUUCGGGCCACUUUCCACAUUGACCAACCUGAAGGUAUUGUCCACUGGCCCAGAGGAUUGCAUUCCCUUCACAGCAAGCACAAGUUCUUUACACCACUUGGUUCUGACUGCAGGGGAAAUACAGGAAUAUAUUGAAUCCAGUUUCCAGUGUCACCUGUGUUACUGAAAAUCAAAACAAAAUCUUGAUCAAAUGUUUAUAUUUUUUAAUAUUUGAAGCAUGAGUUGUCACUUACUGUUUGCCUUUUUUAUGAGGAAAUGUUGGAGAGUUACAAAUGUAGAAAUGUUAGGUGGAAAAACAUACAGUACGCUUAAAUAAAAUAGAUUCCAGAUUCAUUUAUGGAUUUUUUUUCCCCCUUUCUUUCCAUAGCACUUUUGAUAUCAAGCAAUUGGCUUCCUUUUUGAGCUAUUUUAAAUAAAAAGAAAAAAAGCAAAUGAAGCCCUACUGCCUAACCCAUUUUUAUUUGUAUUUGUUUUAGUAUUGUGAAGUUGUGUUAAAAUAGUAGUAGCUUUCUACUUGAGAAAUACCAAUUUCUGGAUAUCGUUUCUCUUCCCUAUGGCACUUGACAUUUUCAUUGUCUUAAACUCAUUGGCAUACAUCUUCUGGCCCCCUGAGGGCUGCCAGAGGCGAAAGGUGUUUGUUUUAUAUUCAUUCCACUUGCAUCGUCAACUGGGAUCCCAUCUGCAGCUUGAGUGUGGUUGGGAAAUGGACUUGAGAAGAUUGGGUUGAAUUAGAUCAUAAUCAUGUGUGAUCCCAUCAUGCACUCAUUGAAAUUUGUGUUGCAUGUAAGGCAGUCUUUCCUGUUGUAAAUCUUCCUUUUUUAUGUACAUAUAUUUUGAAAAAUAUGAAUAAACAUGAAAUUUUAAAAGCU
Heterocephalus glaber (naked mole-rat) is the source of this 3820-nucleotide messenger RNA. NCBI's taxonomy places the organism in Eukaryota, Metazoa, Chordata, Mammalia, Rodentia, Bathyergidae. The record is from RefSeq and is a predicted model, not a curated record.